GAUAUCUAAAAUUUUGUCAGUAGACACUGCAAGAGUGUCUAGGACGGUAUUGUAGGUCAUUAAUUGAAAAACGUUUAUCAGUGAACAGAACUAAAACGAGGGCGUGUGUGUUAAAGGUGUUAUUUUCUGUGUGCUCGCUACAUCACCAAAAAUAAAAUGUCUUAUAACUUCAACAAUUAUACAGUACUUAGGCCUGAAGCGCGACUUUCGCCUGAAACACGGUAUCUGGGGUGGAAUGUAGCUCCCGAGGAUUUGCCUCACAUUCCAGAACAUUGGCUAAAAUAUCCCGAGCCUGAAUCGUCACUUCACUAUCUGUUGGGUUUGCUGUAUAUUGCUUUUACAAUAUUCUCUUUGGUUGGAAAUGGAUUGGUUAUAUGGAUUUUCUCAUCUGCUAAAUCCCUAAGAACACCGUCAAAUGUUUUUGUCGUAAAUUUAGCCAUAUUUGACUUCAUAAUGAUGCUCAAAACUCCCAUCUUUAUUUAUAAUUCCUUUACAAAGGGAUUUACAUCUGGUUUUCUGGGUUGUCAAAUCUUUGCAUUCAUGGGCGCCAUUUCUGGUAUCGGGGCUAGUGCAACGAACGCAUGUAUCGCCUACGACAGGUACAACACAAUUGCGCGUCCUUUCGAAGGUAGACUAACACACACAAAGGCAAUUUUCGUUACUUGCCUGGUUUGGGCUUAUGUAAUUCCUUGGUCAACUUUACCACUACUGGAAAUUUGGGGUCGUUACGUACCGGAGGGCUAUCUCACAUCAUGUACAUUUGAUUACCUCACCAAUACCUUUGACACACGUAUGUUCGUAGGCACGAUUUUCACGUUCAGUUACGUUCUUCCAAUGAGCCUGAUCAUUUAUUACUAUAGCCAGAUUGUAUCCCAUGUAGUGAACCAUGAGAAAGCACUACGUGAACAGGCCAAAAAAAUGAAUGUUGAUUCACUGCGAUCUAAUCAAAGUCAAGCUAACACAACCGUUGAAGUACGGAUUGCCAAAGCUGCGAUUACGGUGUGCUUCCUAUUCGUUGCAUCUUGGACCCCAUAUGCAGUGUUGGCAUUAAUCGGAGCAUUCGGAAAUCAAAGUUUGCUUACACCUGGAGUAACCAUGUUUCCAGCAUGUGCUUGUAAAUUUGUUGCCUGCCUGGACCCUUACGUGUAUGCAAUAAGUCACCCACGGUAUAGAGUGGAGCUUCAAAAGCGCCUACCAUGGUUAGCUAUCACCGAAACUCUACCCUCUGACACCGCUUCGACGACUACAGAAGCCGCCUCAACCAACACUGCUACGUAAAUCAGUGUUAAUAGUGUUUCAAAAAUUAUUUUCACAAACGAAUUGAUCCAAUAUAUCUCGACUAACGCAGGAACAAUGGACAAGAUAACUGGUAAUUAGUCUGCGCUGAGCUCUGCUAACCGUGAAAGAAAAAAAAUAUAGAGUAUUAUAUUACGGCCAAAGCAACGCUGUUACAAAUCUAUGCGAAAAGAAUAAAACAUACAGUACAAUUCGAAAUUAUUUGAGAAUGAUUUAUGUGCGAUGUAAGCAAUGAUAAGCGCAGUGCUAAAUAUAAUAUAAAUAUAUUUUGUUUUGGCAAUUAACAUGA
Messenger RNA from Wyeomyia smithii (pitcher-plant mosquito), 1585 nucleotides. RefSeq names its product opsin, ultraviolet-sensitive-like. Gene Ontology annotation, biological process: visual perception; G protein-coupled receptor signaling pathway. Gene Ontology annotation, cellular component: membrane. NCBI's taxonomy places the organism in Eukaryota, Metazoa, Arthropoda, Insecta, Diptera, Culicidae. The transcript has 5 exons. The record is from RefSeq and is a predicted model, not a curated record. Bases 157 to 1278 code for a protein of 373 amino acids. Gene Ontology annotation, molecular function: G protein-coupled receptor activity.